ACUAGUGAGCGCCUUGCGUCGCGCCCCUCAGGUUCAUGGGGCGUGGGUCGUCGGCGAGGAGGCGGGCCUUCCGCUCCCGCGCCAAGCUAUUUCCGGCAGGAGCCGGAAGACAGUCCCGGAUGGGGUCAGGGGCGGUCUGUGCGUGGAGCUGAGUUCGGGGGCGGCCGGCCUUCCCGCGCGCGUUGCGAGCCACAUGCUGCGGGCCGCAUCCGCCAGUCCCCGCUCGGACCAGCGGCGCUGAGGCGCCCGAGCAGCGCGCGACAUGUCGUCGGGCCUCCGCGCCGCCGACUUCCCCCGCUGGAAGCGCCACAUCUCGGAGGAGCUGCGGCGCCGGGACCGGCUGCAGAGGCAGGCGUUUGAGGAGAUUAUCCUGCAGUAUAACAAGUUGCUGGAAAAGUCAGAUCUUCAUUCAGUAUUGGCCCAUAAACUACAAGCCGAAAAGCAUGACAUGCCAAACAGGCACGAGAUAAGUCCUGGACAUGAUGGCGCCUGGAAUGACAGUCAGCUGCAGGAAAUGGCCCAGCUGAGGAUUAAACACCAGGAAGAGCUGACGGAAUUACACAAGAAACGUGGGGAGCUAGCUCAGCUGGUGAUUGACCUGAAUAACCAAAUGCAGCAGAAGGACAAGGAGAUACAGACGAAUGAAGCCAAAAUUGCAGAAUGUUUGCAGACCAUCUCGGACCUGGAGGCGGAGUGCCAAGAACUGUGCGGUAAGCUUCAGGACCUCGAGAGAGUCAACCAGACCCUGAAGGAUGAAUACGAUGCCCUGCAGAUCACGUUUACCGCCCUGGAGGAGAAGCUGAGGAAGACAACUGAAGAAAACCAGGAGCUGGUCACCAGGUGGAUGGCCGAGAAGGCCCAGGAAGCCAACCGCUUGAACGCAGAGAAUGAGAAGGAUUCGAGGAGGCGGCAAGCCCGGCUGCAGAAAGAGCUCGCGGAAGCGGCGAAGGAGCCUCUGCCCGUUGAACAGGACGAUGACAUUGAAGUUCUCCCGGACGAGACCUCGGAGCAAGCUGAGGAGACCUCUCCCGUGCGGGCCAUCAGCAGAGCGGCCACUAAGCGACUCUCGCAGCCUGCUGGAGGCCUUCUGGACUCUAUCACUAAUAUCUUUGGGAGACGCUCCGUCUCUUCCCCUCCAGUGCCCCCAGACAACAUGGACUCUCAUCCUGGCUCCAGUAAAGACGUGAGGGUGCCAGCUACUGCGCUGUAUGUCUUCGAUGCACACGACGGGGAAGUGAAUGCCGUGCAGUUCAGUCCUGGCUCCCGGCUGCUGGCCACUGGUGGCAUGGAUCGCAGGGUCAAACUCUGGGAAGUGUUUGGAGACAAAUGUGAGUUCAAGGGGUCCCUCUCUGGCAGUAACGCGGGAAUUACAAGCAUUGAAUUCGAUAGUGCUGGAUCUUACCUCUUAGCAGCUUCAAAUGAUUUUGCGAGCAGAAUCUGGACUGUAGAUGAUUAUCGAUUACGGCACACGCUCACGGGUCACAGUGGGAAGGUGCUGUCUGCCAAGUUCCUGCUGGACAACGCUCGCAUUGUCUCAGGAAGCCACGACCGGACCCUCAAACUCUGGGAUCUCCGCAGCAAAGUCUGCAUAAAGACGGUGUUUGCAGGAUCCAUUUGCAACGAUAUUGUCUGCACAGAGCAGUGUGUCAUGAGCGGACACUUUGACAAGAAAAUCCGUUUCUGGGACAUCCGGUCAGAGAGUAUCGUCCGAGAGAUGGAGUUGCUGGGGAAGGUGACCGCCCUGGACUUAAACCCAGAACGCACGGAGCUCCUGAGCUGCUCUCGCGAUGACCUGCUGAAAAUUAUCGAUCUACGAAAAAACGUCGUCAGGCAGUCGUUCAGCGCCCCUGGCUUUAAGUGCAGCUCCGACUGGACCAGAGCCGUGUUCAGCCCUGACGGUAGCUUCGUGACCGCAGGCUCAGCUGAGGGCUCUCUCUAUGUCUGGAGUGUGCUCACGGGGAAGGUGGAAAAGGUCCUUUCCAAGCAGCACAGCUCGUCCAUCAACGCCGUGGCCUGGUCUCCCUCUGGCUCACACGUCGUCAGCGUGGACAAAGGAAGCAAAGCUGUGCUGUGGUCGGACUACUGACAGGCCCCGGUGCUGGGAGCGCAGGUGCCCCUGCUGGAGGACUUGAGGGGGACUUGCGGGGCUGUGACGUGGGCUGCUGCCUGGACUUGGGGAGCGGCGUCCAGGCGGCAUGCCCAGGGGCCUUGCUCUGAGAGGAUUGCUGAGGAUGGUGACAACGGCUCCCCGCCUGAGAGAGCCACACUGAGACGUGUGGCCUGCAGACAUGGCCACAGGCCAGGCUCUUGCCUGUGGCUGCUGGGAAACACUACCGGCCCUCCCAUACCUCACCGGGAGGCGGUCAGGCCCCGCUGGCUCCUCCCUGGGCCGCAGUGCCAACACACCCCCGGCCUGGGAGCCUGUCUCCUAUGCUUCCUCCCGUCUGUCUGCCCACCGUCCGUUCUCGCCUGACGCAUGUCAGGGGGCCCAGUUCAGAAACCAAAGCACAGGAACCUUCUCUCGGAGGAGGUGGGACCGUGGCCACCUCGGUAGUGUGCGUCUUUAUCUUGGGGCUCUGCUCCUGCUCUGUCUCAUUACUGCUGAAAUUUCCUUGGGUUUUUUCAACUCUUCUUGGAAAAACAUCUUUUCUUCAGAGCUUCUGACUCCCGCCCACACAAACAAACAAUUCUACAUAUUGGUUUCUUGAUAUAGAAGUAAAUCUCAAUUUGAUUUAAAAAAAAAAAAAAAAAAGAUCCAGGGAGGAAGUGUGGGAAUGUUUUUCCUGAGAAAUGGGGGUGCUGCAGAGGUAGAGAAUGUUCUGGGUAAGUCUGCAGGUUCCCAGAAGGGGUGCACACCCCGUUCUUUCAGGUGUGUCUGGAUUACAGCCAGGCUGACAAGGGGUUCAGGCCCGGGAAGUAUUAGUCCAGCUGCUUGGCCGGCCACUGCCGCUUUGCCAGGCGGGCAUGCGGAGCUCUUGGUGCUUCCUGCCAGCCGCUCCAGGACGUGGGGUGAUGGCUUCAGAAGGUGGGGGCUGAGAUCGAGGCUGGGGGGAGAUUGGCCUGUGAGUUUUUAUCUUUACCGUUUUGCCUCUGUAUAAAAUCCUAGUUCCUUGUUUGAGUGUCAAAAGCUCCAAUGGUUUUAUCACUUUUUAAUUUGCACUUUAUUUUUUUUCCUUCCACACUUGUUUUCUGGAGGGGUGGGCGGAAGAGGACAGAUACUGGGAUGCCUCCUCUGCCGGUUUGCUCUUCAGGGGACUCGUGUUGGGGGGGAGCUGAAAUUCACAGGCUAGGGCCACGUCUUCUUAUUUAUUUAAUUAUGUCGCCCGACAAACUUGGUUGUAAAUAAACAGCAAAGCCAGUCUGCUCUGUACUGUCCCAGCUCUGCGCCUCCCGGUUGCCAGUUGAUUCUCCUUUCUCCCUAGGAGGGGGGGAGCUCUGUCUCCAUCCUGCUCCCAACACUCAGUCAUUUGUAAAUACUGCUUGGAGUCUUCCCUUGUAUUCUUUUCAGCCCCUUCCCACAGAUUACCACUCCCUCUAAACA
This is a messenger RNA of Trichechus manatus latirostris (Florida manatee), 3541 nucleotides long. It is a transcript of the gene ATG16L1, whose product is annotated as autophagy related 16 like 1. Bases 263 to 2086 code for a protein of 607 amino acids. The record is from RefSeq and is a predicted model, not a curated record. Gene Ontology annotation, molecular function: protein binding. Gene Ontology annotation, cellular component: autophagosome membrane. Lineage: Eukaryota; Metazoa; Chordata; Mammalia; Sirenia; Trichechidae. Gene Ontology annotation, biological process: autophagosome assembly; negative stranded viral RNA replication. The transcript is spliced from 18 exons.